This is a messenger RNA of Syngnathus acus (greater pipefish), 3982 nucleotides long. It is a transcript of the gene wwc3, whose product is annotated as WWC family member 3. Bases 349 to 3786 code for a protein of 1145 amino acids. The transcript has 20 exons. Gene Ontology annotation, cellular component: cytoplasm. Gene Ontology annotation, molecular function: molecular adaptor activity; kinase binding. The record is from RefSeq and is a predicted model, not a curated record. Gene Ontology annotation, biological process: cell migration; regulation of DNA-templated transcription; negative regulation of organ growth. NCBI's taxonomy places the organism in Eukaryota, Metazoa, Chordata, Actinopteri, Syngnathiformes, Syngnathidae.
GGCAGACAAGAGGAGGGGAUUGGACAGAGUGGCCGAGCUCGCCCCGCACGUCCGUCCGUUUAUGCAAAUCCACCCCCGGCCCGAAUAAGGACACGGAGGAAUGAAACAUGGUGGCGGAGGGAUCAGGCCAACAUGGAGGCGCGAGCACCGUGAGAGUACCGUCGCCGCCUCCUCUUUCUUUGUAAAGCGAAAACUUUGCUCUUUUCAAUCGUGGGGCCGCGAUGCGGUGAAGAGGAGCAACUGGUUGGCCGGCCCGGGGAGACACUGAGAGCAAACGACGACGACGACGAAGGAAGCAAAGAAGCAACGGGGCUGGAGCCCUCCGCUCAGCAGCGGCGGCCAGCCGCGAUGCCGUGGCCGGGCGGAGGCGGCGGCAAGCGGCGAGAGAGCUCCGAGCUACCGCUGCCCGCCGGAUGGGAGGAAGCCCGAGACUAUGACGGAAGAGUGUUCUUCAUCGACCACAACACUCGGCAAACGUCGUGGAUAGACCCCAGAGAUAGGAUCACCAAGCCGCUGAGCUUCGCCGACUGUGUCGGAGAUGAGCUGCCCCUCGGCUGGGAGGAGGUCUAUGACCAGCAAGUGGGCGUCUACUACAUCGACCACAUCAACAAGACCACGCAGAUCGAGAACCCGCGCACCCAAUGGCGGCAGGAGCAGGAGCGCAUGUUGAAGGAGUACCUGGUGGUGGCGCAGGAGGCCCUCCGAGCCAAAAAGGAGAUGUACCUGGUCAAGCAGCAGCGUCUGGAGCUGGCCCAGCGCGAAAUGUUGCUCUUCCACGAGCUUUCCGAGGACAGCCGCUCCGUUGCGAGCAGCGCGAUCUCUGGCUCGUCCUCAGGCGCGAAAUACGACCCAGACCAAAUCAAAGUGGAAGUGGCUUGUAGGCGAGAGCGGCUUUCCCGACUGAAGCACGAGCUGGCCCAGGUGAGGCAGGAGCUGCAGUACAAGGAAAUGGGCGUGGAGACGCUGCAGGAGAUCGACCGCAAGAUGUCGUGCAAUCAGACCAACUACAAGCUGGACGAGGCCCAGGCCAUCUUCAACGAGCUGCGUAACAUCAAAAAGGCCAUCAGCGCCGGCGAGAAGGAGAGGCAGGACCUCAUCCAGAGCCUGGCCAAGAUGACGGUGAACUUCCAGAGCAGCUUGUCUGCGGGUCACGCAGCUGGCGAGGUGGCCAAUAGCAGCGGAGGGGGCGGGGCCACGGUGGCGGGCGAGCAUCAGCAGCAAUACUGCGACGCCGGCUGCCAGACGGACAUGAUGAUGGGAGAGGACUCCCCUCACACGGUGGACAAAGUCAAAGUCAACUGGCAGUACGAGGAGGCCAAGAAGAAGGUGCAGAGUAUCCAGCACCAGCUGGCCCAGCUAGACAGCGAGAGCUGGUCGGGCCGAGCCGAAGCCGACCGGGAUCGAGAUUUCAUGCAGCUGUUGCGGGAGAAGGAGGCUCUGCUGCACGACAUCAUCAUGGCUAGUAAGCAGCACAAGAAGGCUCAUGGUCCCGAUCGGGCUCCCGAUCCUGGUGAGAGUCCGGAACCCGGUCCCGGUCCCGAAACGCUGCGCCAGCUGGAGGAGGAACGCUGCCGAUUGGAGGAGGAAGUGCAGAGGGCUCACAGCUCACAGAGUCAAGGAGCCAAUCAGAGACUUCUGCAGCAGGAGAAGAGAAAUGUGUUGCUGAGACAACUGGAGGAGGCCACGCGCAUCACCACCUACCUUCACUCGCAGCUCAAGAGCCUAUCUGCCAGCUCCCUGACGGUGUCCUCCAGCAGCAGCCGCGGCUCGCUGGCGUCCAGCCGCGGCUCGCUGGCAUCCAGCCGGGGCUCCCUCAGCUCCAUCAGCUUCAGCGACAUCUACGGCCUGCCGCAAUACGAGCGCCACGAGGAGCCGGCCGACGCCCACCUGCGCUAUGCCCCGCCCCCGGAGCCGGCGUCCAGGGACACGUACACGCCUGAGCCGGCCGCGCCUAGCAAGGCCAAGCGCGCUCACGACACUCCGCAGUCGCUGGCCUCGCUGUCGUCGCGCUCGUCGCUGUCCUCGCUGUCGCCGCCCAGCUCGCCCAUGGACACGCCCUACCACUCCACGUCUCAGGACUGCCCCCUGACGCAAAUGACAGAGGAGUACAUGGAGCAGGCGGGCCGCGGGCUCCUGGAGGGUCUGCGCGCCCAGUCGCAGCAGGACGCCCUCGCCGCCGCCGCCGUGCACCCUGCGGACGCUAAGAACCACGGAGGCUCUCAGGGGCCUUUCAACUCAACUGGAGUGACGCUGCGCGGCAACAGCGGCAGCAGAAGCAGCAGGAGGACCAGGAGGGUCUCGGCCGGCAUCUCCGAGGACGCUCUGGCCACAGACAGCGGCGUCUUCGAGGCCUGGGGUAGGAGAGCGGAGGAAUCUGAAGAGAUGUCCUACCUGAAGGAGCAGACGUGGUCGGCCGGCGAGCCGACGCAGAUCCAGCUGGGACUGCUGUGGGAGUCUACCUCCCAGUCCCUGCGUCUCCAUCUGCUCCAGCUCAGGAAUCUGAGCAGGUCCGUCGUGAGGGACGGAUACAAAGUCUUCGUGAAGGUGCACCUGAUUCCGCCGGACGCAGGGCGAGCCUGCGCCUUCUACUGCUGCACGGCUCUGGAGCCGCACACGCACGUGAGCUUCAACGAAGGCUUUCGCGUUCCCGUGCCCGUCAACGCCCUGGCCGGCUGUGCCCUGCAGCUGUCCCUGUGCUCGCUUGGCCCGCAGGCUCAGGAGGAGCUCCUGGGCAGAGCACAGGUGGGCCUGGCUGAAUGUGAGGGGAGUACAGAGAUGGUCUACCACUGGCUGAGGGUUCAAAUGUUCAGCGGGGCGGAGCCUCAGAGACCCGAGGUGAGAGGUCAGGGUCAGCGGCGACCUCACGAUGGGCCUGAGGAUGAGCACAGACCGAGAGCUCCGGAUUAUUGUCAUGUGAGUGAAAUGGGUUUCUCGCCAACCCAGGAGAGCUCGUGCGGACUGUUAUCCCGCACUGACGCCGACCCGGACUCGGACCCGCUGCCGAGGCUGCAGGCCGAGUCGGUGGACAGCGGCUGCAGCAACAGCAUGCCGAGCGAACGGAUGCUGGGAAAGGUGGCCGUGCUGAAGGUGGAGAAGGCCACCAUGACGGAAGGACACUUUGCCGAGGCGGUGCGAGUGCGAGGCAAAGAGAGGGGCGGGGCUCGCUGGGGCCACGCGGCACCUUUCAUGCGCGGCAGCACUAUUGUGCGCUCACAGACCUUCUCUCCCGGAGCUCGCAGUCAGUACGUCUGCAGGUUGUACCGCAGCGACAGCGACAGCUCCACCCUACCAAAGAAAACGCCCUUUGUCCGAAACACGCUGGAGCGGCGGACGCUGCGCUACAAGCAGCAGUCGUACCGUUCCUCGCUAGCCGAGCAGCCCACGCGCACCUCCCUGGACCUGGAGCUGGACCUCCAGGCCUGCAGGACGCGCCAGAGGCAGCUGAGCGAGGAGCUGAACGCCCUCAGGGAGCUGAAGCUGCGUCUGGAGGAGCCGCCGCCGCCACCCCGCCAACCUGGAGAGUUGCCCCACUGGGCCCUGAGGGACGAACGCUUCCGCUGUCUUCUCAGAGAGGCGCACAGACAGGCGGGUCAGAGCGAGCAGGAGCAGCGUCAGGAGGAGGAGGUCGGCAGGAGGCUGAGGAAGGCAUCCAAAGAGCUUCUGCACAUGAGGGGGCAGAGCCACAAGGAGCCACUUCCCGUUCACACGUUCAGAGAGAAGAUGGCUUUUUUCACCAGACCAAGGUUCAACAUAAACGUACCUCCUUUACCGGCUGACGAUGUGUGACGUGCGCCCCUUCCCGCGUCACAUGACAUGAAGUAUUUGUGCUACUUGCCUCACACGCACUCACACACACACACACACACACACACAAAAGAAGUCAAGAAGAGUUUGUGUGUCAUGAAGAAACUCUUCUUAUUCCUGCACGAGUGUCUUCUGCUUGCCAGAUGGGAACAAAAAUUAAAAAAAGAAAAAAAGAAAA